Molecule: messenger RNA, 5625 nt
Organism: Hypanus sabinus (Atlantic stingray)
Lineage: Eukaryota; Metazoa; Chordata; Chondrichthyes; Myliobatiformes; Dasyatidae
Gene: isoc1
Product: isochorismatase domain containing 1
Exons: 5
Coding region: 154-990 (278 amino acids)
Cellular component (GO): cytoplasm
Source: RefSeq, a predicted model, not a curated record
GUCGAGCCGGGCCGGGCCGGGCCGGCCGGCUGGCGAGCGCGCGCGCGCGCGGUUGUCGCCUGGCCGUGUUGUGUGAAGCCGGAUGGGGAAGCGCGGACUUCGGUGCCGUGGUUAGAGUUGACGGGGGUGGGUACUCGAGCAGCCCAGCUGAAGAUGGCGGAGGCCCAAGUGCCGGUGCUGUUCUGCUUCUCGUCCUUCUGCCGGCCGUGCGCCGUGCCCGCCGGCUCGGGCCACGAGGUGCUGAUCCAGAAGUUCCUGGCGCUGUACGGGGGCUUGAUCGGCGUGCAUCGGAAGUUCGUCAUCCAGCAGUAUUCGGCCGAAUGGGGCGAGUACAUCGACCUGCCCAAAGGGUUUGCCGUCACCGAGAGGUGCAAACUCCGGCUGGUCUCGCUGCAGGUGCCGAUGACUUCACUUGGAAACCUUGUAGCUUCCAGUACUGUGUUUUUCUGCUGUGAUAUGCAAGAAAGGUUCAGGCCAGCAAUCAAGUAUUUUGGAGAUAUCAUAAGUGUGGGUCAAAGACUACUGCAGGGUGCCUACAUUUUGGGAAUUCCUGUUAUUGUUACUGAACAAUAUCCAAAAGGCCUUGGGAGUACUGUUGCAGAAAUCGAUGUCACAUCGGCCAAGUUGGUUGUGCCUAAAACUAAAUUUUCAAUGGUUGUACCUGAGGUGGAAGCAGCUCUAAGUGAAAUCCCGGGCAUUCAAAGUGUUGUGUUGUUUGGAGUGGAGACUCAUAUUUGCAUACAACAAACUGCUCUGGAUCUGAUUGGGAGAGGCCUUGAAGUGCAUAUUGUAGCUGAUGCUACUUCUUCAAGAAGUAUGAUGGACAGAAUGUUUGCUUUAGAGCGCCUCGCUCAUACAGGGAUUAUAGUUACUACUAGUGAAGCCAUACUUCUGCAACUAACUGGUGAUAAGGAACAUCCCCAUUUCAAGGAAAUUCAAAACCUCAUCAAGGCAAGUGCUCCGGAGUCCGGACUUCUGUCCAAGGUCUGAGCAAUGUCAAGGCAUCUGGCAAAAGAUUCAUCUGGGAAAAAAACCUGGAGACAUAUUUAAUUUUGGCUUACAAAGGACAUCAGGCAUAAGUGCUUAGAAUUGUUCUGGUAGCAAUAUCUUUUUAUAGUCACAUUUUUCUGUCUAUAUGUUGUUGUAGGCUUUGAAUAUUAUGGAAUAGUAUUUCAUGCAGGUUAACAGGUGCAUAUUUAAGCAGGUAUGCUGAGGGAUUUGCAUGAUUUUUGAUUAACUGUGCACUUUGUAAAUGCAAUUACAUUUUGUUCUGUAGUCAUUUUGUAAACUAUUGCAAUCAAUUAAACUGCUUUAAAAUAUGUGCUGUUAUACCUGAUUACCUUUUGUUUGGGGGCAAUCAGACCUGUAACUAUCAGCCUUGAGUCAAAGAUGGUAGCUGCAAUUGAAAUCAGUAAAGGAGACUGAACUGGUUAAAUUAUAUUACCUAAGGUGUUGAAUGGCAUGAAAAAGAUAAUCUCCAAAUUUUUUAUACUUGUGUAAAUGUAUAAAACUAUGUAUAAAACCAUAAAACUAUGAAAAUGUAUAAAACCAGUCAAACUAUAGACCAUGUUUUUCCGUGACUGUAACACCAGACAUCUCAUGUUGUCUGUAAUGUAAUCACCUUUGUCCUUUGUAAUGGUAUCCUUUAAACAGACUAUUAGUACACUAUUGUUAAAAAGUAGGUAGUGUUUCUCAGUGUCCUUACUGGUUGGAGGUAAGGAGCCGUCUACAAUUUCAGUGCGACUUGAUUAGUGCCUCAGUGUCUUCAAUUUAUUCUGCAGGAUUUCUAGCAAUUAUUCCCCACUGGCUAGCUUCAUCAUGUUUAAACUACUUUAACUAAUUGUUGAGGUGUCUCAUUUCAUUUUGGCUGCUCCUUUCAUACUUUGCCAAAGAAGAUUUGCACAGCUGAUUGGCAAAGUCAGGGGACAAUGGUGGGAAACCAGUUGACUUCAUAUAGUAGUUUGCUUCCAAAGCUAUUAAAUGACUGGGAUGUGGGCUUAAUCCAGGAUCUUGAAGCCGGAUUUCAGCUCAAUGCCAGCAGUUUCUCUCCCCACCGCCUACCACAUACUGCCUGAACUAUGGAGUUCAAUCUGCCUUCAGCAGAUUGUUGCUUUGCUGUGUCAAUGUGUAGACCCCAGGUUUGGAGCCUAGAAGGUUGAGGGGGGACUUGAUUGAGGCAUUUAAAAUUAUAAGGGAGAUAGAGUUAACGUGGAUAGGCUUUUUCCAUUGAGAGUAGGGGAGAUUCAAACAAGAGGACAUGAGUUGAGAGUUUGGGGCAAAGGUUUAGGGGUAACAUGAGGGGGAACUUCUUUACUCAGAGUGGUAGCUGUGUGGAACGAGCUUCCAGUAGAAGUGGUAGAGGCAGGUUCGAUUUUGUCAUUUAAAAAAAAAAUUGGAUAGGUAUAUGGACAGGAAAGGAAUGGAGGGUUAUGGACUGAGUGCAGGUAGGUGGGGCUAGAUGAGAGUAAACAUUCGGCACGGACUAGAAGGGCCAAGGUGGCCUGUUUCCGUGCUGUAAUUGUUAUAUGGUUUGAGAUUUGCAUUUGUGAUUAAGAAGAUUUCAAAAUAUCUUGUUUAUAUGGAGUUAACAGAUGACACUUGUCUCUGCUUUUCAGGCAUUUCUGCCUUUUUUUUCUCCAUAAAAGCAUUUAACAAAUGGUUACACCCACCCAGUUAAGCUUGUACAUAUAUGCUCCCAAGGAAUCAUUGAGCUGCUGGGAUGAGAUACCCUGAGAGAAAAGCUAUAAAGGAUCCAAAGCCUCUCCUCAUAGGACGAAAGAUAGGCAGAUAUACAGUUGCAAGAAAAAGUUUGUGAACCCUUUGCAAUUACCUAGUUCUCUGCAUUAAUUACUCAUAAAAUGUGGUGUGACCUUCACCUAAGUCACGAUAAUAGACAAACACAAAAUGCCUAAAUUAAUAGCACUCAAACAAUUGUACUUUUCAUGUCUUUAUUGAACACAUUGUUCAAUCAUUCACAGUCUAGGCUGGAAAGAGUAUGUGGACCCUCGUUUAAUAGCUUAAUAAUUGGUAAUACCUCCUUUAGCAGCAAUAACCUCCACCAAGUAGUUCCUCUAGCUCCUGAAUUUUAGACCAUUCCUCUCUACAAAGCUGUUCCAGUUCAUUAGUAUUCUGGGACACCUUGCAUGAACCGUCCUCUUCAGGUCAUCCCACAGCAUCUCAAUUGGGUUAAGGUCUGGACUCUAACUUGCCCAUUCCAAAGCAGUAAUGUUCAUUUUUUUUAAACUAUUCUGUUGUUGAUUUACUCUUGUGUUUCAGACCAUUGUCUUGUUUGAUCAUCCAACUUCAAUUAAGCUUCAACUACCCUGAUAUUCUCCUGUAAGAUGUCUUGAUAGAAUUUUGAAGUCAUUGUUUCCUCAUCAAUUGCAAGCUAACCAGGCCCUGAGGCAACAAAGCAGCCCCAAACCAUAAUGCUUCUACCAUGCUUCACAAUUGAGAUGAUGUUUUGGUGUUGGUGUGCGGUGCUCUUUUUCUUCCAAAAAACAGUGGUGUGAAUUUUUUCCAGAAAAUUCAACUUUCGUCUCAUCUAUCCCCAGAACAUUGUCCUAAAAGUGUUGUGGAACAUCCUGGUGGUCUUUUGCAAAUUUUAGAUGUGCUGCAAUGUUUUUCUUUGGACAGCUGUGGUUUCCUCUGUGGUAUCCUUCCAUGAACACCAUUCUUGUUGCAGUGUUUUUAUUAUAGUGGGCACAUGAAAAGAUAGAAAGUUCUAGAGAUAUCUUAAAGUUCUUUGCUGUUACCUUUGGGUUCUUUUCUCCUUCAGCUUGCAUGUUGUGCUCUUAGUGUGAUAUGUGCAGAACACCCAAUCCUAGAGAGUAGCAACAGUACUGAAAUUACUCCAUUUGUAAAUAAUUUACUGUGGACUGAUGAACACUCGGGUCUUUAGAAAUGCUUUUGUAGCCUUUUCCAGCUCAUGCAUUCCUACAAUUAUUCGUCUAAGGUCCGCUGAAAGUUGUUUCAAUUGAGGCAUGUUGCACUUAAACAAACCUUUCUUGAGAAGAGCGUCAGUAACCUGCUUUGACAAAGUAAGACUUUGUGUGUCUUUUAUAGAGCAGGGGACAUCAACUCACAUCUCCAUUCUCAUCUCAUGGAUUGGGACACCUGACUCCAAGUAGUUUUUGUAGAAAGUAUUACCCCAGAGGUUUGCAUACUUUUUUAACCUAGACGUGAUUGUUUGAAUGGUGUACUCUAUUGAUGAGAAGAAGUACAAUUGUUUGUGUCACUAGUUUAGGGAGAUUGUGUUUCUCUAUUACUAUGACUUGGAUGAAGAUCAGCCACAUUUUGUGUAAUACAGAAAACCAGGUAGUUAAAAAGGGUUCACAAACUUUUUUCUUGCAACUCUAUAAAAUAUAGAACAUUUCAGCAUAGUACAGGCCCUUCAGCCCACUGGGUUGUGUUGACCUUUAAGUGUACUCUAAAUCAAUCUAACCCAUCUCAUGUAGCCUUUCCUUUUGUAUCAUUUAUGUGGCUAUCUAAGAGUCUCUUAAACAUCCCUAAUGUAUCUCUCUCUAUCACAAUUCCUGGCAGAGAAUGUCACACACUCAGCUCUCUUUUAAAAAAAACUUUCCUGACAUACCCACUCUAUUUUCUAAAGUCAUUUUAAAAUUAUGUGCCCUCUUAUUAGCCAUUUCUACCCUGGGAAGAAGUAUCCACCUGACUACUUACUCAAUGCUUCUCAUCUUGUACAACUCUUAUCAAGUCACCUCUCAUUCUUCUUAGCUGCAAAGAGCCCAAGCUCAUUCAACCUAUCCUCAUAAAACAUACUCUCCAACCCAGACAGCAUCUUGUUAAAUCUCUGCACCAUCUAAAGCUUCCACAUCCAAGUUCAAGUUGAAGUUUAUUGUCGUCUGAUUGCUUCAUUUGGUUGUAUAUAUGUAAUGUUCCUCCAGACCAUGCUCCUCCCAUAAAGCAUUUAUCAUGCACAACUCAUAAAACAAAUAUUGCCAUAAAUAAGUUAAUAAAAUGUAAUUCAAAAUGCACAGCUAAUGAUGAGGCAACCAGAACUGAACCACAACAUUCCAAGUGUGGUCUAAUUGGGGUUUUAUAGGGCUGCAAUGUUGCCUCAAUGCACUUGAACUUAUUCUCCUGACAAAAGAAGGCCAAUACACCAUGCGCCUUCUGAACAAUCUUAUCAACUUGUGUGGCAACCUUGAGAGACCUAUGGAUGUGCAUCCCAAGAUCCUUCUAUUCCUCCACACUGCUAAGAAUCCUGCCACUAUCCUUGUAUUCUGUCUUCAGGUUUGACUUCCUAAGGUGAAUCACAUCACAUUUUUCUGUGUUGAACUCCAUCGGACAUUUCUCAGCCAAGUUCUAUUAAUGUCUUGUUAUACCUUCUACAGUAUCCUCAACAUCACCAAUCUUUGUGGCAUCUGCAAACUUUACAAACCCUCUAUUCCACUUUCUCAUCCAAGUUAUUUAUAAAAACCCCAAUGAGCAGGAGUCCCAGAACCACUGGUCACUGAUUUCCAGGCAGAACAUACUCCCAACUGCAACCUUGUAUGGGCAAGCUAAUUUUGGAUCCAUACAUGUUCUUCCCCCACCCCACCCCCACCAUUGAGAUACUGGCUAGAAUAUUGGCACUUAUUUUAAAAGAAAAAGUAAUGAAUUUUU